CUUUCAUUUGCGGUGAUAGCCAAGUCUUAUUCGUCUCUCCCUCCCUCUCGACAUCAUUAUCAUUCCUCUUUUGUUUCUUCUUUUACAAUUUCUCUAAUUUCUUUCGUUUCUCUAUUGUCGACACACAUAGAUUUAUUUCUUCCCGUCCCAAAGAGGAAAAAGCCUUCGUGUUACACACUAGGAAGAUUAUCACACAGAUAUAUAAUACCCAGACCCAAAUUUCUACACAAGGGGAAAUCAAGAUGAAUGGACAUCGACCGGUUCGAAAGUUGGAGGCAGGCAUCAAUGUUCCUAUGGUGACAUUCUUCAACCCAGAGACCGAAGAUGUGGAUGUGGCGGCGGUUGCCAAACACGCAGUCAGACUCGCAAAGGCAGGUCUGAAAGCCGUCACCUGCCAAGGGUCAAACGGUGAAGCUGUCCACCUCACUCGAGAGGAGAGAAAGUUGGUCACCAGCACGACGAGAAAGGCACUGGACGAUGCCGGGUUUUCAGACAUGCCGAUCGUGGUAGGAUGUGGAGCACAGUCCGUAAGAGAGACCGUUCUGUUUUGCAAGGACGCGUACGAAUGUGGCGGCGACUAUGCCUUGGUAUUGCCUCCGUCAUACUACAAGGCGUCGUACAAACAAGAAAGUUUCGUCGAGUUCUUCGAGGACGUCGCCACUGAAUCGCCAAUCCCCAUCCUCAUCUACAACUACCCCGGUGCCGUCGCGGGCGUCGAUCUCAGCUCUGACACCAUCAUCAAAUUGGCCAAACAUCCCAAGAUUGUCGGAUGCAAAUUGACCUGCGGAAACACUGGCAAACUGAACAGAAUUGCUCAUGCGGUCAACGCCGCCACUGCCACGAAUCCGGGUUCGGGAUGGCUUUGCUUGGGCGGUUCAGCCGACUUUACUUUGCAGACAAUGAUCGCUGGUGGGUCUGGAAUCAUCACUGGUCUGGGUAAUGUGGUACCCAAGGCUUGCGUCAAGGUGUUUGACCUGUAUGCCCAAGGCAAGGUUGAGGAGGCACAGAAGAUCCAAGCAAUCGUCGCUCGCGGUGACUGGGGAGUCAUUGCGGGGGGCAUCACAGGCACCAAGAGUGCUUUGCAGACGUACUAUGGCUACGGUGGGUACCCCCGACGACCACUGCCCAAGCCAAGCAAGGAGGAUGUGGCCAAGUUCGAGGCUGCUCUCAAGGAAGUCGUUGAACUCGAGAAUUCAUUGUGAGGAACGACAUGGCAUUUGGAGAACAUUAGAUGAGCCCAGAAGUAGACUCGGUGGGCAUUGCAUUGUUGUCGCUUUAUCCUCGGGGGAUUGUGGCUUUGUCGUGUGAUGAGGGUGUCUUCGUCGAAAGCUUGAAAUGUAUAAUGCUUCUU
This is a messenger RNA of Exophiala oligosperma, 1351 nucleotides long. RefSeq lists its product as uncharacterized. Bases 243 to 1202 code for a protein of 319 amino acids. The record is from RefSeq and is a predicted model, not a curated record. Gene Ontology annotation, molecular function: 4-hydroxy-tetrahydrodipicolinate synthase activity. The transcript has a single exon. NCBI's taxonomy places the organism in Eukaryota, Fungi, Ascomycota, Eurotiomycetes, Chaetothyriales, Herpotrichiellaceae.